Messenger RNA from Tremella mesenterica DSM 1558, 480 nucleotides. RefSeq lists its product as uncharacterized. The record is from RefSeq and is a predicted model, not a curated record. Gene Ontology annotation, molecular function: TBP-class protein binding; general transcription initiation factor activity; protein heterodimerization activity. Gene Ontology annotation, cellular component: negative cofactor 2 complex. Gene Ontology annotation, biological process: positive regulation of transcription by RNA polymerase II; RNA polymerase II preinitiation complex assembly; negative regulation of transcription by RNA polymerase II. NCBI's taxonomy places the organism in Eukaryota, Fungi, Basidiomycota, Tremellomycetes, Tremellales, Tremellaceae. The coding region runs from base 1 to 480 and encodes 159 amino acids. The transcript is spliced from 4 exons.
AUGUCAGACAAAGAAGAAGAUGAAGUUGGAUUACCAAAAGCUACCGUGUUCAAAUUGAUCGGAGAAUUAUUACCGAAAGAUAUGACAUGCACGAAAGAAGCUAGAGAUUUGAUUGUUGAAUGUUGUGUUGAAUGGAUACAUCUUCUCUCUUCCACAGCAAAUGAGAAAUGUGAAUUAUCAAAUAAAAAAACAAUAUCUCCUGAACAUGUUAUACAAGCUUUGAAAAUGUUAGGGUUUGAAGAGUUCAUAAUUGAUGUUGAAGAGAGUAAUGAAGAGUUUAAAAAGAGUGCAAAGGAACGUAUACGUAAACCUCCAGAUACACACGGAAUGUCACCAGAAGAAUUAUUAGCGUUACAACAAUCUCUCUUUCAGAAAAGUCAUGGACGUAUGGUCGAUGAGAGUGCUAUUCCCGUCGGUGGAGGGGAAGGGGAGGUAGAUGGAGAUGGUGAAGUGGAUGAAGAGAUGAAAGAAGAGAUUUGA